CUCCCAUUUCUCCCUGACCCCCCCCCAGCUCUUUGAAGGCAUGAAGGCUUUCCGUGGUGCCGACGACAAAAUCCGCCUUUUUCGUCCCGAACUGAACAUGGCACGGAUGGGGCGCUCAGCCCAGAGGGUCUGCCUGCCCCCCUUUGACCCCAUGGAGCUGCUGGAGUGCAUUCGUGCCUUGGUGAGGCUGGAGCAGGACUGGGUGCCGCGCUCUGAGGCUGCCAGUCUGUACAUCCGGCCCACCUACAUCGGCACCGAGGUGGGGGCAACGGGGGGGGGAGGGAGGGGCAGCAAG
Molecule: messenger RNA, 295 nt
Organism: Meleagris gallopavo (turkey)
Lineage: Eukaryota; Metazoa; Chordata; Aves; Galliformes; Phasianidae
Source: RefSeq, a predicted model, not a curated record